Messenger RNA from Chara braunii, 1292 nucleotides. NCBI's taxonomy places the organism in Eukaryota, Viridiplantae, Streptophyta, Charophyceae, Charales, Characeae. The record is from the annotation of a GenBank genome assembly.
UGGCGGGGGGAAGUGGAAUAGAGCGCAGGGGGGAUAAAGCCUCCCCUGCCCUCGCGUUUCGCCCGGAGGGUCGAUACGUACGUCAGACGUCAGCGUAUGCCCUUCUGUACCGGCGAAAAGAUGAUUGUCCGUGAGCGUUGGACAUAGUUAUCUUAUAUGUGACAUGCCCUGCACUUGAUUAGUAGUUUCCCAGAACAUGCGAACAAGAAGUAGCUGUCUGACGUGGCAUUUGUGGUGGGGCUGAGCUAUACACCUGCCUGCGAAGGCGGCCUGCUCUAGUUUUUGGGUCCUAUUCUAGUGCUUUGGCAAGCAGGCGUCCAGGCGCUGGGGAGAGAGAGAGAGAGAGAGAGAGAGAGAGAGAGAGAGAGGGGGGUGGUUUGAGAGGGGGGUGGUUUGACGUUCUGCGGAGUGUUUUGUCUCGAUGGUGCGAGAACGGUGUUGGGGAAGGAGAUGAGGUUUUACCCACUACAAGAAACACACAAUUGAAAAAGAAGAAGAAGAAGAAGAAGAAGAAGAAGACGAUCAAUCAAUAGAGGAAGGAAGGAUUGGCGAUGGCGUAUUAUCCUCCGAUGGGAGGAAGCGGGGGAGCAGGAGGGCAGUCUAAUUUGCCAUCGAGGCUUUACCCGCCUGUGGCUCAGCCUGUUCGCUCCGUGGGUAUGCAAGAUGGUCCUGCCGGAGGUCCCGGCGGCUUCUAUCCCCAGGUCGCGCAGCCUGUCCCGAUCCAGUCCUUGCGAGCACCACCUCCUCCGUCUGUGCCGUCAGGUGGAGGUGUGGGGAUUCGAGUCCGAAUAAAGCCGGAGUACCGCAUGGCCCCAUCGGUAGAGUUAUCACCGCUUGAUGGGGAUAUACCCAGGAGCACAUUCCACUUUGACUUUGCAUUGGAGCGGCAAGUUCUGGCGGGUGAUGGAGAUCAUUCUCCCGAUUUCCCUCCCUCGGCAUCACCGACGGCAUCAGUACAGCUUGGGAUGGAACGGGAUCACAAGGGACUGGAUGGUAUGGGACCAGGACCAGAAGCUAUGGAUCAUUUGGGGAUCCGAUUGGAUGAAUUGGAUGUGAUCGAUGGGAUGCGAAGGGACAGGUUUGGACAGAAUGGGUCAGGACAGGGUUCGGAGGGGGAUGGGAUUGUAUGGGAGCACAUUGGAUGGGAUUGGAACCAGAUCAGGAUCACCGUUACGACGUCCGGCUGCAUCAGGAUCGGGUCGUAGGGGAUUGGAUUGGAUUAGAUCGGAUUAGAUUGGAUUGGAUUGGAUUGCGGACGGGAUAAGAUGGAAUUGGAUUUGCUAUAUUGAUUC